Chanos chanos (milkfish) is the source of this 893-nucleotide messenger RNA. Its product is annotated as protein BTG1. Gene Ontology annotation, biological process: negative regulation of cell population proliferation. The coding region runs from base 184 to 654 and encodes 156 amino acids. The transcript has 3 exons. Lineage: Eukaryota; Metazoa; Chordata; Actinopteri; Gonorynchiformes; Chanidae. The record is from RefSeq and is a predicted model, not a curated record. Gene Ontology annotation, cellular component: cytoplasm; nucleus.
CAGCAGCUGCGUUACAAAGCCUGACUCUCUUCAAUCGAACGAAACAUUCUAGUUGAAAAUAGACAUUUAUCGUCUAUAAACUUAUAUCUUUUACAUCAGAACUACGCCGUCCAGUAUAACCUAGAAGAAACUCUCGAUCAAAUCCCUUUAUCUCAGUGGAACAGCUAAUGAAAAGAUUUCAAAAUGAAAACUGAGGUAUCCACAGCUGCGAACUUCAUUACAAGGUUGCUGAGAGGAACUGGACUUCUUUCGGAAGAGCAACUGCAACAGUUUAGUAAUUCUCUUGAGGAGGCUUUGGGAGAGCAUUACCAACAUCACUGGUUCCCCAAUGCUCCAUGCAGAGGUUCAGGAUAUCGAUGCAUUCGUAUCAAUCAUAAGAUGGAUCCUUUAAUAGGAAAAGCAGCUUGCACCAUUGGACUCACCAGAGAUCAGCUAUUUUCACUGCUACCAAGUGAGCUGACUUUGUGGGUUGAUCCAUAUGAGGUGUCUUACCGGAUAGGUGAAGAUGGUUCUAUUUGUGUCCUGUAUGAGUCCACACCACCAUCAGUAAAUAAUGCAAGCCCAGUGGAUAACAGGGGCAGCUGUAAAGAUGAACUAAGGAUUGAACGAUCGAGCCCCUCCAAAUCAUUUAAUAUGAUGACUGUUUCCAGUUAAUGGUUUAAUAACCUUUGCGAGCCACCAGUGACAUAUUUAUAUGUCUCUAGCUCGUAUGUCCAAUAAUUCACUCUUCAUUCUGUGUAGAAUUAAAGAUUUUUGUAUUACUGAUGAAAGAUCUGUGCUCAUAUUUUGUGGGCAAUGCCCAAAAGGGAUUUAUUUUGGAUAACUGUAAGCUGUAAAUGAUCUGUACAGCAAUGUAGCAAAUGUUUUACAAAUUUUUAUUAAAAAGAUCAGUU